Molecule: messenger RNA, 3913 nt
Organism: Oldenlandia corymbosa var. corymbosa
Lineage: Eukaryota; Viridiplantae; Streptophyta; Magnoliopsida; Gentianales; Rubiaceae
Source: the annotation of a GenBank genome assembly
CAAGCCACCCCAUAUUUUGACUAAUAUAAAGAUUACUACUACUCCAUCAUCUUUUAACAAGUAUUAUGUAUAUUAACAAUUAUUAUAUAUACGUGAAAAAAGAAUCCUUAAUCAUUACAGGUUUAAUAAGCAGCAUUUAUUCAUGCAGGUUGGUUCGGCCAUCCCAAAUCAUCACGGUCGGUGGACAUAAUAUAAGUCCCCAAUCAUAAUUUUGCAUUUUGUCAAACCACCGAGAAAAGUCCAGAUUCCGGGGAAAGCCCUUUUGGAUAAGCACGUCAUUACCACCAGCCCAGCCCAACAAAAAAAUAAAAUCAUUAAAAAAUUACCGCGAAUCCACGUCAUCGCCAGCCCCAAUUCCUACGUCUCAAAAAACGAAUUUGGAGUCCUUUGGUCGGACCUUCCUCCCUCGUUUUUUCCCUUAUUAUUAUUCUCUCUUCAUUAUUUUCGUAUCCGAUCAAUCCAAAGGCAAAGACCAACUCUUUUCAUUUUUUUGGCAAUAAUAUUCUCCGCCCCCCAAGCAAUUACCAAGAAAUCUUCCAUGGCUACCGCCUCUCACAAUAAUCUCAAUGCUAAACUGGUUUUGUUAGGGGAUAUGGGAGCUGGUAAAUCCAGCUUAGUUUUGCGUUUCGUCAAGGGUCAGUUCCUUGAAUUUCAGGAAUCGACGAUUGGAGCUGCGUUCUUCUCACAAACCGUGUCGGUGAACAAUGCCACCGUCAAGUUCGAGAUCUGGGACACUGCUGGCCAAGAGCGGUACCAUAGCUUGGCUCCUAUGUACUAUCGUGGUGCUGCCGCUGCUAUUAUCGUCUACGAUAUUACCAGCACUGAUUCAUUUGCACGGGCUAAGAAAUGGGUACAAGAACUCCAAAAGCAAGGUAAUCCAAAUAUGGUUAUGGCAUUUGCAGGAAAUAAAGCUGAUCUAGAAGAAAAAAGGAAGGUGACCGCGGAAGAAGCACGAGUAUAUGCAGAGGAAAAUGGUCUAUUUUUCAUGGAAACCUCUGCAAAAACAGCGGCAAACGUUAAUGAUAUUUUCUAUGAAAUAGGUUUGUGUUAUCCUCUUCUUCUUGCUUGUGUGCAAUUUAUGAAAAUCAUUUUUCCUCGGUGGAAUUGAACCUGGUUCUCUUUGUCAACUGGAUUCCAAUUAUAAUAUCUUUCAUUAGCUAUGUUUUAGUUGUGCCUUUAAUUCCAUUGGGGUUCAUUUUCUGAUAAAUCUGAUGUCUGAUAUAGAUUUGUGCAAACUGCCAUAUGAAUUAUCAUAGAGGUGAUCUACUGUAAUACCAUUACUGAACCUUGGAUAGAAUGGUUGGUGAUAGAUUUAUUAAUGUUGAUUUGGAUAUUUCCUUGCGCGCUUAAAGGGAUUGUUGUUGGCAUCGUAAACAGUCUUUGUCAGAGUGAUGUUGCUAUCAUGGGAACUUGAGCUUCAAAAUGUAGGUUGGAGUCAUGAAAUUUAGUGUUGCUUUGAAACUAGGAUUGCUCUCUUUUCAUCAGAACUGUUUGCUUCUGACCUGUUCCCCUGAUGGUAUUGCUUGGCUCCUACAUUUAGUUUUUUGGUUGAAGGAGGAAGGCUUCUAGCUCUCGCUAUUAAUGUUUGUAGUUUCUUGAAAGCUAUCAUUUAGAGGGGAGUCGGUGAUUUUGGGUUACAUCUUAGGGUGUAGGAAAAGAUGCCUCAUAGGACUUUCAAUUGUUGUAAGCCACCACCAACAAUUGAAGAGCUUGGCAGUUUAUCUUCCUGUAGAAAUGUUUUACAUGUGGGGGCUUAAAUAAGAUACUGGGAUGUCUACUGAUAGCUCGCUGUAAUUUAACACGGGCUCCGUGGCAUCCACACUCUUAAGGUGUAUAGUUUUCCUUCCCCUCAAACCACCACCCCGGAAUCUUUUACGUCUUAAGAAUACCAAAGGCUUAACAAUAAUGCUAAAUUCUCAUGGAAUGGCAUUUACUGGUCUAUAUACGCCAGUGUCCCUCCACUUUGCAUCAUCAAGGCUCUUCUUUCAUGUUUAUUUCAAUUAUCAGCAUUUGGUUCUGUUUACAAAUGAUUUCACACAAAUGCUUGUUUUGAUGUAACUUAUGCUGGGAUAGAUAGACUUUUAAUUAAAUGUUCACAUUGUAUCCAUGCUAGCCCUUUGCUCAUUUGUUUGUUAGUUUAUAAACCACAAUUGUAUCAACAGUCCUGUUUGAGUAAGAUUUAUGUUCAUGGUCUGCCUCAUCUGGUGUGGGUCCUUUUCUGGGUUUUUUUUUCCCAACCCAUUUUUGGUGUAAUAUGGGAUGGGCUAAGAAUUUCAAGGGUUGUAUUUCUCAACGUCAUUGCUUUAUUCUGGCAAAAAAGAAAUUAAUGUAACUAUAGCUGCAUAUGAUUUUGUUGGUGUUGUAUCGCCACCAACUCAGAUAGGAAGUGGUUCAUUUUAUGAGUUAAAUUUCGUUGAAUAUGUGUCUCUAUGUUUCUGUGCCUGCUUCUUUGGGUUCCUGUUGAGUUUUACCUACCUUGGCUUAAGGAGUAAAAUGAAAACUUGGUUCUCUGUGGAUGUGGUGUUGGUGUAUAUUCCAUAUAACUUGAUUACUUUGUGGUUGAUGCAGCGAGAAGGUUACCAAGAGCUCAACCUGCACAAACUCCCGCAGGGAUGAUCCUUGAUAGACAAGUGGAUGGUGCUCGAACAUCGACAUGCUGUGCUUGAUUAGGAUCGUCAAUGAUCUCCGAAUCUCAAUGUAAUUGUCGAUUGAUCUCUGUAAUAGUUGUUUGUGUGGAGUUUGGAUCAUAUUGUAUAAACUCUUCUCUGGAUUCUUAUUAUAGUAAAAUGUAAGCUUUAUUCUUUAUAAACUUUAUAAAAGAGGGGAUAUAAAGAGGACCAAAAAAGAAAAGAUAAGGGGAGACUGUAAUUUAUAUAGAGUACUACAAAGCAGACUGCGAAAUAAGAUUUGAACGAAGUCAGUCCACAUUGCCCUGGUUCAGGUCUUUCAGUUGUUUUUCUCUCAUCACCCGUCAAGGUUUUGAUAUACAAAUUAAAACAAUGCAAGCUAUGCUGCAACGCAACGCUUCUUGUUAAUCUCAGGUUUAGAUGCUUGAUUAGAUAGGGGUUACCUGGGGAAAGUCGUACUUGUGUUGUGGCUUCCUGUCUCUAUCAAUACCUUUUGUAGGAAAAUCGUGGAAUUUCACGUUUUCUUUUCCCCAGGUUUGCUUUCGUUCUGAUGAUGAUGGUGGUGGUGGCUGACUGCAUUGACUGGACACCACCAAGAUAGAGGUGAGAGUGGUCAAGGACAGGUUUAGGGGCCUCCUCAUUACACUAAAAACCUAUAGAGAAAGGACAUUGUUGUGAAUGUUGUUGUGCUUUUUGGAUGAAUAACCAUUCCAAUUUUCACGAAUGCCAUUGGGAACUCUGAAACAAUCUGCUGAGAAGUUAGGAGUUUGUCAUCGGCAUAGCCUCCAUACUGUGUGGCUGCCAAACGGAGUAAAAGCGGAAAAAACAAUAGGCUCUUGUCACUGUCGGUGGAAUCAAAUAUCUAUAGCUCUGUAUUGGCCUGGACAAACUCAAAUGGCCUGGGCUUCUCCGCCACUAUCUAAGCAGAAAGGAUGUUAGACUUUGGCGAUUAGACCUCUGUUUUUUCCGAGUCACGGAAAGCAGCAGGCCCCCAUAUGGGAUGGAGUUCCUACAGUGCUAUUUAUCAUCCCUCUAUCAUCAUCAUAUUCAUCUAUUCAUCAUCAUCAUAAUUCACAAAAUCACUAACAAAGGAAAGUGGGGGCCGAUUGAUUUUUUUCUGCGACCGAAUGUGAAAAAUGAAACUCCGUUCCCGUGUGGCGUUUGUCGGGCGGGUGGGGUUCGUGUAUGAAUCUUCUCGGUUGUCGCCUCUGAGACAAAAUUGCGGUUGUUGUUGUUAGAGACCUGAAAAAUAUCUGUAUUCUUGACAAACUUAACUAUGUCUAUUG